GGCGCGGUCGGUGGCGGGCGGCCUCAGUGCGGAGCUGGGCGGCCGGGACGCGGGCGGGGAGAGAUCGGCGCGGGCAGGGGCGCGGCGGGCACAGCGCAGAGCGCACAAACCUGCACGAACGGCGGGACCCGACGGUGGCGCCUCCGCAGCUUUGACUCCGGCCCAGCGCCCACCGACCAGCCGCCGCCCCGCGCCCAGCCCGCCGCGCACCCCGGGCUCCCCAUGGCGCUCGAGGCCGGGGCGCCCCCGGGCGCGCGGCGCCUGCUGCCCUGGGCGGCGCUGCUGCUCCUGGCGGCGCUGGUGCCCGCGGUCUCCGCGGCGGGAGCUCCAGCUGACCACCCACUGAAGCCAAGGCACGUGAAACUGCUGUCCACUAAAAUGGGCCUGAAAGUCACGUGGGACCCACCCAAAGAUGCCACCAGUAGGCCCGUGGAGCAUUACAACAUUGCCUACGGGAAGUCACUGAAAAGCCUUAAGUACAUCAAGGUGAAUGCGGAGACGCAGUCCUUCCUUAUUGAGGAUGUGGAGCCGGGGGUAGUGUACUUUGUGCUGGUUACUGCAGAAAACGACAGUGGAGUGAGCCGGCCCGUGUACAGAGCGGAAAGCCUGCCUGGAGGUGAAUGGAUCCAGAUUGAUGGUUUCCCCAUUAAGGGUCCAGGACCAUUUAAUGAAACCGUCACAGAAAAGGAAGUGCCAAACAAGCCCCUGCGUGUCCGAGUCCGAUCCUCAGACAACCGGCUGUCCGUUGCGUGGAAGGCGCCACGCCUGUCUGGAGCCAAGAGCCCACGCAGAUCCCGGGGUUUCCUUUUGGGCUACGGGGCAAGUGGCCGGAAGAUGAAUUACGUUCCACUGGCCCGAGAUGAGCGAACGCAUGAGAUCAAAAAGCUGGCCUCUGAGUCGGUGUACGUGGUCUCCCUGCAGUCCCUGAACUCCCGGGGACGGAGUCAGCCGGUCUACAGGGCCGCCCUCACGAAACGGAAGAUUUCAGAGGAGGACGAGCUGGACGUCCCUGAGGACAUCAGUGUCCGGGUGAUGUCGUCCCAGUCUGUGCUUGUGGCCUGGGUGGACCCCGUCGUGGAGAAACAGAAGAAAGUUGUUGCGUCCAGGCAGUACACGGUGCGCUACCGGGAAAAGGGGGAGCUGGCCCGCUGGGACUACAGGCAGGUCUCCCACCGGCGCGUGCUGAUCGAGGGGCUGCUCCCCGACACCAUGUACGAGUUCGCAGUCCGCAUUUCGCAGGGGGACAGAGACGGCAAGUGGAGCACCUCCGUCUUCCAGAGGACUCCGGAAUCCGCUCCUACUACGGCUCCGGAGAACUUAAAAGUCUGGCCAGUCCAUGGCAAAACCACAGCUGUCACUGUGGCGUGGGACGCCCUGCCUGAGACGGAGGGCAGAGUGAAAGAGUACAUUCUCUCAUACGCCCCCGCGCUCAAGCCCUUCGGAGCCAAGUCCCUCACCUUCCCCGGAGAGACCACUUCUGCCCGCGUGGACGGCCUGCAGCCCGGGGAGCGCUAUCUGUUCAAAAUCCGCGCGGCCAACAGGAGGGGAACGGGGCCUCACUCCAAAGCCUUCGUCGUCGCCAUGCCGACAACCAGGACCCCGGAGGCCGACGCGAUGGACAGCUGGCGACAGGAAACCUCGCCGCCCUCCUCUCCGCCCGGGGCCGCGCCUCCCCGGGGCCGGCACGCCCAGGACCCUCCGGACUUGAAGAACAAAAUCCUGGCCCACGGGGGGGUGCCCAGGAAACCCCAGGCGGCAGAGCUCCCGGAUGCGGAGGAACUGGACCCCCAGGGGGACCCCCCGACGUCGCCCUCCGAGACCCAGGACCCGCAGCGCCCGCCCAGGCCGCCGGGCAGACCCGUCCACCCCGGCCUGGCCGGACGGACUCCGGGGAGGGUCCGCGCGCCAGUGCCGCCCCGACAGGAAGGGGUGGGCCAGCCCGGCUCCUCGCCGCCCUCCCACCCGCGAGGGGCAGCCCCGUGGGCCCCCCACUCGCCCACCGCGGGCAGCUCCCGCCGCCCCGCCGACAACGACUCGCUGGACGGAGAGGAGGACGAGCCGGCCCCGGGCUCCCCGGACCUCAAAGCCGCCGCCUCCGAGCCCCCGCGGCCCAAGAGCGCGCCCGCCCGGCCCGGCCCGGGGCCCCGCCACCCCCACGGCCCGCGCGCCAGGGGCCCCCAGGGCGCCAAGCCGGCGCUGCCCGCGCGGAGGGCGCCCCACUCGGAGGCGGCGGAGGACAGGACGAGGCCUUCGGCGCCCCACGGGGGGGCAUCCCGGCUGCUGCCCCCCGAGCCCCACGCCGGGACGGAUGGCCACGACGCCCCAGCCGCCGAGGCCCACGCGCCCUCGCGCCCCACCAAGUCCUCACCGGCCUCCUCGCGCCCGGCUCCCCGGACACAGGCCCCGCGGAGGGCGGAGGGGGACGGGGACCGGGACGGGGACCGGGACAGGGACGGUGCGGGGAGGCCGGCCGAGGCCACCGCCCAGACGCUCCGGGCGCGGCCCCUGGGACCCGGCAGUGCGCCCAGAAGCCGGCCCUUCGCCGCCCCCGGCCGGCACCCCGGCAGGUUUGGCUACGGCCGAGGCCCCCGGGUCCAGCCCCCCAGCUCCCCGGCGCCCACCCGGACCCCCCAAGCGCACCCCGCGUCUGACCUCGGGCCGGGCUCGGACAGCGAAGCGGAAGACGAGAAGCCACUUCCGGCCACGGCGGUGCGGGGCCACGUGCCUUCCUCCUCCAGGCAGCCCGCCUCCCGGGCCGGCGACCCCCUGAGACGAGGCCCCCCGCGAGGGGCGAGCCCGCAGCCGGGGGACCCGCUGGCGGGGAACCCCGAGUCCGCCGGGGCCUGGGCCGCUGCGCAGUCCCAGCACCACCCCGGGUCCAGCGCCCCCAGGAGGAAGCCCGCGGCCCCCCAGGCGGGGCGCCCCCACGGGGACCCUCACGCCUACGGGUCCCGAGGCAGCCAGCCGCCCCGCCCCGAGCACUCCCAGCGCAGCCAUGGCGGGGACCACGGCGGCAGCACAGGCGCGGAGACCCCGACGGGGAGCGCGGGCGACGGCCUCCCCCGCAGACCCGCAGGCGCGCCCCCGAGGCCCGGGCCCCCCCACGCCCACGCCCGCACCAGGGCCCCCGGGCGCGCAGGGCCCCGGGCGGCGGGGAAGAAGGACGCGGCCUCCAGGAACGAGGCCCUGACCGCCAAGUCCCCGCAGUCGGUCUCGGCCGAGGACGAGGAGGAGGAGGACACGUGGUCCCUGAAAGGAGGGCAGGACGGGGACCCGCUGUCCUCGGUUUCCAAGUGGCCCCCCGCCUCCGUCCCCGGGGGCGGUGCAUCCGCAGACCGGAGCGGCGCGGGGACGGCCUCCGCCAGCACGCCCGCCGCCCCCCGAGGGAGCGCCCCGCGGGGGGAGAGCCCCACGCAGCGGCCGCCGCCUCCAGGCAGCGCCCCCAGAGCCUCGCACCUCCCGCCCAGACACCCGCCUCGCGGCCCCAGCGCGGCCAGCGCCCCCGUGGGCACCCCGGCGCGGCCCCGGCACACGACGCGCGCCCCGCCCGCCGCCGCCACCACGCCCAUGCUGUCGCUGCGCCAGCGCAUGAUGCACGCCCGGUUCCGGAACCCUCUCUCCCGCGCGCCCGCCCGGCCCUCCUUCAGACCAGGUUACAGUGGCAGGCCCAGUGUGGAGGGGAGAGGACUGCCCAACACGAAUGGAAAGCCGAGCGGACAGAGAGUUAUCAAUGGCCCUCAAGGAACAAAGUGGGUGGUGGAUCUUGAUCGCGGGUUAGUAUUGAACGCAGAAGGAAGGUACCUCCAAGAUUCCCACGGCAAUCCUCUUCGGGUUAAACUAGGAGGAGACGGUCGAACCAUUGUGGAUCUGGGAGGGACCCCCGUGGUGAGCCCCGACGGGCUCCCCCUCUUCGGGCAGGGGCGACAUGGCAAACCCCUGGCCAGUGCCCAGGACAAGCCCAUUUUGAGUCUUGGAGGGAAGCCUCUGGUGGGCUUGGAGGUCGUCAAAACAACCACCCGGGCCCCCACCACCACCACCACCACCACCACCACCACCACCACCACCACCGAGAGACCCACUACUACCCCUCGGCCCACCACGGCAACCCUGCGGCCCAGGACCACCACCCGCCGCACCACCACCACCACCACCCGCCGCACCACCACCACCCUGCGCCCAACCACCACCAUCCGAACCACCACCACCACCACCCCCGAGCCCACCACGCCCGUCCCCACCUGUCCCCCUGGGACCCUGGAGCGGCAUGACGAAGACGGCAACCUGAUCACGGGCUCCCGUGGGGCCCCGGAGUGCGUCCCUGAGGAAGAUGAUUUCUCCGGAUUGGAGACGGACACAGCCACACCCACGGAAGAGGCCUACGUCGUCUAUGAUGAAGAUUAUGAACUUGAGACCUCAAGGCCACCGGCCUCCACCAGGCCCUCCACCGCGGCCACCACGCCCGCCGUGGUCCCAGCGGAAGGCACCAUCAGCUCCUUUCCCGAGGAGGAGUUCGACCUGGCUGGGAAGAAGCGGUUUGUUGCUCCUUAUGUGACGUAUCUAAAUAAAGACCCAUCAACCCCUUGCUCUCUGACCGAUGCUCUGGAUCACUUCCAAGUGGAGAGCCUGGAUGAAAUCAUUCCGACUGACAUGAGGAAGAAUGACCUGCCUCCUCAGCAUGCACCCCGCAAUAUCACUAUUGUUGCUAUGGAAGGCUGCCACUCAUUUGUCAUUGUGGACUGGGACAAAGCCACCCCGGGAGAUGUGGUAACAGGCUACUUGGUUUACAGCGCGUCCUAUGAGGACUUCAUCCGGAACAAGUGGUCCACGCAGGCUUCCACCGUCACGCAUUUGCCCAUUGAGAACCUGAAGCCGAACACAAGGUAUUAUUUCAAAGUUCAAGCCAAGAACCCGCAGGGCUAUGGACCCAUCAGCCCGUCCGUCUCGUUUGUCACGGAGUCAGACAACCCUCUGCUUGUUGUGAGGCCACCGGGCGGGGAGCCCAUCUGGAUCCCAUUUGCUUUCAAAUACAAUCCUGACUACACGGAUUGCCACGGCCGGCAGUAUGUGAAGCGGACGUGGUACAGAAAGUUUGUGGGCGUCAUUCUCUGUAACUCACUGCGGUACAAGAUCUACCUCAGUGACAACCUGAAAGACACAUUCUACAGCAUCGGAGACAGCUGGGGAAGAGGUGAAGACCAUUGCCAAUUUGUGGAUUCACAUCUGGAUGGAAGAACUGGGCCUCAGUCCUACAUAGAGGCCCUCCCCAGCAUUCAAGGCUACUACCGCCAGUAUCGCCAGGAGCCCGUCCGCUUUGGCAACAUUGGCUUCGGGACCCCCUAUUACUACGUGGGCUGGUAUGAGUGUGGCGUCUCCAUCCCAGGGAAGUGGUAACCAGGGGACGAGCAUGCGGAAAGCUCGCCCUGCCCGGCCCCCUGACUGACUUGCACUGCGGCCUGAGCAGGAGAAGGAGGACGUGUCUGUCCCGAGCCCCUCUGCCCCGUGUCAGCAAGGCCACGAGGCGGACACUGGAUAUUUGGGGCGUCUGCAGUCCGGACUCAGCCCACUUCCUGGCCUGGACCACACAUGGGAUUCAAUGUUGCUGUUCAGUUUGCUUCUCCACACGUUUUGCUUAUCAUAGCACAUCCCAGAGACAAUCAAAGCACACGGCUACCAGGGAUGCCCGCUGAUUCGGGGCGAUUUUCACACUUCUUAGGCACAGUAUCCAGACCAUCGGUGUCUCCAGAGAACAGCAGAAGCUGGCUUCAUGGAAUGCUACACACUUUCUUUUUUCAUCGGACUCCUCCCAGACCAGCUGACGUUAUGCUCCUGGUCUCUUUCUAUGCAGUAGAACUGGAUUACUCAAAUCAUCACCCAAGGAAAUAUAUCCCACUUAAGAUUUAUCCCAUGGACUCACCCACUGCUAGACCAAAUGUAUCAAAUCUUUGUAAAUUCUCAUUUUGAUAUAUAUAUAUGUAUAUAUGCAUAUACAUAUCCCACUUGUCUGCAAGAACGUUGAUUGAAAUCGCUAAAUUUGUACCUGUUUACUAGAUGAACGUGGGUGGGACUUGUGGAGCACAGGUGCUGUUUACGAACAUCUUACCGAAGUGUCCAGAGCAUGCGUACUCGGCAGUGGAAAGCCACGCCUCCUUCCUGCGAGUGCUGCUGAGCUGUGAGUGGCGGGGAUACUGCCGCACGGAUGGCAAACUCGUUGCAGACCGAGUGCCUUCUCUCUUCCACGCCCGUGUGGAAACGCACGGCUGUCUCUGUGGGGACAUACCUCAUGUGUUUCCAGAUUCAGAGUUUAGGUCCCAAAUGAUUUGAAAAUCCAGUCUUAAAGAAACUCCUUUCCCUUUCCUGCCCAUCUCAGUGUCGACUUCUUGAAAUAAAGCACCUUACCCCUCUU
Molecule: messenger RNA, 6403 nt
Organism: Eptesicus fuscus (big brown bat)
Lineage: Eukaryota; Metazoa; Chordata; Mammalia; Chiroptera; Vespertilionidae
Gene: FNDC1
Product: fibronectin type III domain containing 1
Exons: 23
Coding region: 223-5391 (1722 amino acids)
Molecular function (GO): protein binding
Source: RefSeq, a predicted model, not a curated record